This is a messenger RNA of Drosophila takahashii, 2906 nucleotides long. RefSeq names its product vacuolar protein sorting-associated protein 33A (gene car). Gene Ontology annotation, cellular component: CORVET complex; lysosome. Lineage: Eukaryota; Metazoa; Arthropoda; Insecta; Diptera; Drosophilidae. Gene Ontology annotation, biological process: vesicle-mediated transport; intracellular protein transport. The record is from RefSeq and is a predicted model, not a curated record.
AUGUUCCCCCACCUGAAGGGUCACGGGCAGCGGGUCAACCUGCAGCUGCUGCAGGAGGCCGCCUGCCGCGAGCUGGUGCAGCAGCUGGAGCGCAUCGAGGGCAGCAAGGUGAUCGUGCUGGACGAGGCGAUGAUUGGGCCACUGGACCUGGUCACGCGGCCGAAGCUCUUCGCCGAUCGCGGCAUCCGGCUGCUGGCCCUCAAGCCGGAGCUCCAUCUGCCGCGCGAGGUGGCCAAUGUGGUGUACGUGGUGCGUCCGCGCGUCGCGCUCAUGGAGCAGCUGGCCGGGCAUGUGAAGGCCGGCGGACGAGGCGCCGCCAAUCGCCAGUAUCACAUCCUCUUUGCCCCGCGACGCUCGUGCCUGUGCAUCAGCCAGCUGGAGGCCGGCGGCGUGCUGGGCAGCUUCGGGCACAUCGCCGAGCUGGCCUGGAACUAUCUGCCGCUGGACGUGGACCUCGUGUCGAUGGAGCUGCCCAGCGCCUUUCGCGACGUGAGCGUCGAUGGCGACACUAGUUCGCUCUACCAGGCGGCCGUGGGCCUGGUGCAGCUGCAGCGGCUCUACGGGCGCAUACCAAAGAUCUACGGCAAGGGCGAGUUCGCCCAUCGCGUCUGGGAGCACGCCAAGCAGCUGGGCAGGGAUGAGAGGACGCUGUACAAUGGCGACAAGGGCGUCGUCGAUCAAUUGAUCCUCUUGGACCGGGGCAUCGAUCUGCUCAGUCCGCUGGCCACGCAACUCACGUACGAGGGGCUUAUCGAUGAGUUCUACGGCAUCAGGCAGAACAAACUAACCCUUCCCGCCGAGAAUUUCCCAUCCGAAGGAGGCGGAAACGUAGGCAGUGUCUCCCGGGCAGAGGAAUCGCAAUCCCUGCUGGGCGACAGCGAGAAGAAAACCAUCCUGCUGCAUUCCGGCGAGCAGCUGUACGCCGAACUGCGCAACAAGCACUUCAACGAGGUCACCAAACUGCUGGCGCGAAAGGCACGCGAAAUCCAUGUCCAGAUGCACGCCACAUCGCAGGACAAGAGCGUGCAGGAGAUCAAGAGCUUUGUGGAGAACCUGCUGCCGCAGCUGAUGGCCCAGAAGAAGGCCACCUCGGAGCACACGGCCAUCGCAGGGCUGCUGCACGAGCAGGUGAACGCCGUGCGAUUUGCCGACGACCUGGCCGCCGAGCAGGAGUUCAUGGUCUGCGCGGACAUCGACAAGCCGAGCGCCUACAUCGAGGAUUUGAUAGCCUGUAAGGCGGAUCUCCGUCGCGUCCUGCGGCUCAUCUGCCUGCAGUGCAACGCCGCCUCGGGGCUCAAGGAGAAGCUGCUCAAUCACUACAAGCGCGAACUGGUCCACGUUUACGGGCUGGAGGUGCUGCUCACCAUCAGCAACCUGGAGAAGUCCGGCCUCCUGCACCUGCAGACGGAGUCGCGGGCGUACAGUGUGUUAAGAAAGACACUUCACCUCACCGUGGACGACAAUGUGGAGGUGGAGCCCAAGGAUAUCAGCUACGUGCACAGCUUCUAUGCCCCGCUCACCGCUCGCAUUGUGGAGCACUCGCUGAAGCCGCUGGGAUGGCAGUCGCUCAAGAGCCAGAUCAACAACUUGCCGGGCCCCACGUUCGAGGACUUUCAGGCGCAGCUGGUGGGGAUUGGGGGACGGCAGACUGUGGGCACCGUCAGCGAGGGAUCGCUGCUGAAUGUGCCGCGCGUGGUGCUCGUCUGCUUUGUGGGCGGUUGCACCUUUGCCGAGAUCGCGGCACUGCGCUUCCUGGCCGCCCAGGAGGACAACAACGUGGAGUUCCUGAUCGCCACCACGAAGGUGGUCAACAAACACUCCUUCCUGGACAGCCUGAUGAGCUCGUGAGGGCGGCGGCUCAGCCGAUUGGAGGCCCAUCGCCUGUCCAACGACCAUGGAUUGGCACGUGGAUGAAACGCGUCGGAACCGCUGAAGCCGAGACCAAAGCGAAAGGGCAAGCGGCGCAGCGCGGCGAUAAGGCCUGCGGAUUAGCAUCCAGUUUGAGGAUUUGCCUCCUUGUUGAGGAUGCGCCGGCACGUUGAAAAACCAUAAUAUCAUAAUAUAUAUAUGUAUAUUUUUCGAUCGCGGCAUUUACUCUUGUAUUCUAUGUAUCGUAUAUGAUGAAGCAUAUAUUUAUUUAUAUAUAUACCCAAAUAUGUACAAUUAUGAUUAUAGUCGUAAGUGAAAAAGAUUCCAAAACCAAAAGGAAGGAUUGUAGUUGUAAGUGAAUGAGCAGAAUAAUUCCAAAUUAAAUUCAUUCAUGUUUGUGCGAGGAAAAUAUUAUCACAAUAAAGUAAUUAGUCAAUGUUAUGCUAUAUUCUCUAGCCAGUUGUAAACGUUACAAAGUAUAUAAUCGAUAUGUAAACCGGAAAACCCACAAGCUUGAUACUCAACUUAAUUGUAAUCAAGAGCGAAACCAUUAAAUAUUAUUUAAUGCAGGCUAUGUCUAUGCAGAAAAUGCCACAUUAUUUUUGAGCUUUUUCAUUGUCUCACCUCUGCAAUUGAAUGGUUAAAUAGCUAUUGACCAAAUGCAAUGGAAAGUGACAAAAAACCGAACAUAUUUUUGGUAUUUGGGCUUUUGCCACAAAGAUAUAUAAGAUAAUAUAUUUUUGCUCACUUAGCUCGAGUAUCAGAGAUGAAAUCUCUACAGAACAGCAAAGUCAACCAGAAUUGGUAUAUAAAUUUAACGAUUUGUGUGUGAAUUAUUCUCAAAUAUAUAUUCUCAUCUCUAAUGUAUGUAAAUCAAGAAGGAAUGGUAACUGCGUACAGACGACUACAUUUGUAGUUGGGUUUGAGGUUCGAGAUUAAAAAUGCUGGAAAUAUUUUUGUCAAAAGUUAUUCAACUCGAUCUAAAGUGUAAUUCAUUGAUUCAAAUUUUAAAUAAAUGUCCAACAUUACAGCAUGAA